AUGGAUCAGAAAGCACAACCCAUCAUCAUCGUCGGCGGAAACGUGGUCGGCCUCUCCGCUGCCUUGAGCCUCGCUGUCCAACAUGUGCCUACUGUGGUCAUAGAGAAACAUCAAGCGAUCUCUCAACACCCACGCGCCAUGGGUUUCACUCCGAGGACCAUGGAGAUCUUUCGCACAUUUGGUGUCGCUCACCAAAUACCUCAAGUACCCCGUGAUUUCGAAUUGAAACGUGCCCGCGUGGACAGCCUGAACGGGGAAGUGCACCGUGAUAAGCCUUCCAGAGCCCCAACAGACGCUGAUUCUCCUCCGAAGGAGUAUUCGCAGUUCUCCGGGGCUGCUAUCCCUCAAGAUCAACUCGAGGCUAUUCUUGAAGAUGCGGCCCUGCGACAUGGUGUGGAUAUCCGGCGAGGGCUUACUGUUGUGCGCAUUGAACAAGAUGCGACUGGGGUAGCAGUGACUGCUACCGAUGCGGAGGGCAACAUAUCCCAGCUUCGCAGCCCUUAUCUGAUCGCUGCGGACGGCAGCCACAGUGCCAUUCGGGAGCAAAUGAACAUUAGACGUCAAGGUCGAGGGCCCAUGCAGACCAUGCGCAGUGUGCUCUUCCGGGCCGCCUUGGACGCAUAUACGAAGGGUGUACUACAGUUUACCAUCGAGCAGCCUGACCUCAAAGCUUUCCUGACCACCUACUCGGAUGGCCGCUGGGUUCUCAUGUUCUACGACGACAUUGACCGAGACGAGCAGGCCCUUCUCACCGAGAUCCAUAAAGCCAUUGGGCGUGACGAUGUUGCUCUAGCAGCUCUCAUCGCAGACAGAUUCCAGUCAGGACGGAUCUUCAUCGCCGGCGACGCGGCGCACACGUUGCCUCCUAACCGCGGGGGCUACGGAGCGAACGCGGGCAUUCACGAUGCAGACAAUCUUGCGUGGAAACUGGCAUCAGUGUUAUCUGGCCAGUCGACCCCGGAACUCCUCGAUACCUAUGAACUUGAACGGCGUCUCAUCGCACAACUCCGACAUGACCAGAUAUUCGUCCGGUCCGAUUACAAGAUCCAUCUGAACGAGCACGCGAUCCCGGGUCAGAAACUGGACAAUGACGCGAUGGAAUUCGGCGAGCUUUAUGAGUCGAGAGGCUUCGUUGGUCUCAGUGACGACCUGCCCCCAGCGAAGAAGCCCGAUGACUGGGCAGGCCAGCCGGCGGUCAUCGGAAGGGAGCACUGGUCCCUUGUUUCGGAGAAUUGUGAGUGGAAGCAGGUUGUUGGCCGGGUCAAUCAGUGGUCGAGUGUGUCGUUGGAGUGCCUUCACAUUGGGGGUGACAUUGAUAUUUCUGAUACCCAGGUGUUUCGUCAAGCUAUGGGGUUGUCCGAUAAGGGUGCCUCUCUGAUUCGACCAGAUGGGUAUAUCGCAUGGCGAACCACAGAUAUGCCGCCUGAACCGUCCAAGAUUUUCUAUGAAGUCCUCUCUCAGGUCUCAUUUGCUAAAAUAUGA
Messenger RNA from Aspergillus saccharolyticus JOP 1030-1, 1482 nucleotides. RefSeq lists its product as uncharacterized. The record is from RefSeq and is a predicted model, not a curated record. The coding region runs from base 1 to 1482 and encodes 493 amino acids. Gene Ontology annotation, molecular function: FAD binding. The transcript has 4 exons. NCBI's taxonomy places the organism in Eukaryota, Fungi, Ascomycota, Eurotiomycetes, Eurotiales, Aspergillaceae.